GAGAAAACCUAUGUUCCACGCCAUAUACCAUAGCAUCUCCCAAUGCCUCAACUCAACCACUGCUUCUCUGUUACAAGCACGACAAGCCCAUGCCCACAUCCUCAAAUUUGGUCUCUUUGGCGAUACCCACCUCACCACAAGGCUCCUUUCUCUCUACGCAAACAACCUAUGCUUCCCCGAAGUCAACCUCGUACUCUCUUCCCUCCCUCAACCCAACUUGUUCUCUUUCUCCACCGUCAUCCACGCUUUUGCAAGAUCCUACCAAUUCCACCACGUUCUCGGUGCUUUCUCUCAAAUGGGUUCUCGGGGUCUGGUCCCUGAUGGGUUUCUUCUCCCCAGUGCUAUCAAAGCUUGUGCUGGGUUGAAGGCUUUGAAACCUGGGCGACAGGUUCAUGGGUUUGUUUCUGUUUCUGGGUUUGCUUCUGAUUCCAUUGUGAUGUCUUCUUUGGUGCAUAUGUACUUGAAAUGUGACCGAAUUGAGGAUGCCCACAAGCUGUUUGAUAGUAUGCCGGAGAGGGAUGUGGUUGUUUGGAGUGCUAUGAUCUCUGGUUACUCGCGCCUUGGGCUUGUUGAUAAGGCUAAAGAACUCUUUUCUGAGAUGAGAAAUGAGGGUGUGGAACCGAAUUUGGUGUCAUGGAAUGGUAUGAUUGCUGGGUUCAGUUAUAACGGGUCACAUGUUGAGGCAGUGAUGAUGUUUCAGAUGAUGUUCUCAGAAGGCUUUUGGCCUGAUGGGUCUACUGUCUCUUGUGUUCUUCCUGCUAUAGGGAACUUGGAGGAUGUGGUAAUGGGCGCCCAGGUUCAUGGUUAUGUUAUCAAGCAGGGCCUGGGAUUAGAUAGGUUUGUGGUCAGUGCACUGCUUGACAUGUAUGGAAAAUGUGGCUGUGCUUCAGAGAUGUCUCGGGUGUUUGAUGAAGUUGAUCAAACGGAAAUAGGUUCUUUAAAUGCUUUUCUUACUGGUUUAUCACGUAAUGGUCAGGUUGACACUGCAGUGGAGGUGUUCAAGAAGUUCAAGGCCCAAGAAAUUGAAUUGAAUGUUGUGACAUGGACAUCAAUAAUAGCCAGCUGCUCCCAGAAUGGGAAAGACAUGGAAGCUAUGGAGCUUUUUAGAGAUAUGCAGGCUGAUGGGGUGGAGCCUAAUGCUGUAACAAUCCCAAGCUUGAUUCCUGCUUGUGGAAAUAUUUCAGCAUUAACGCAUGGAAAGGAAAUCCAUUGUUUUUCUCUUAGAAAGGGAAUUUUUGAUGAUGUGUAUGUAGGUAGUGCAUUGAUAGAUAUGUAUGCCAAGUGCGGAAGAAUCCAUUUAGCUCGGCAUUGUUUUGACAAAAUGUUAGCCCCAAAUUUGGUUUCUUGGAAUGCAGUUAUGAAGGGAUAUGCAAUGCAUGGAAAGGCUAAGGAAACAAUUGAGAUGUUUCAUAUGAUGCAGCAAAGUGGCCAGAAGCCUGACUCGAUUACCUUUACAUGUGUGUUAUCUGCGUGCACCCAAAAUGGCUUAACAGAAGAGGGAUCACAUUAUUUUAAUAGCAUGUCCAAAGAACAUGGCAUUGAAGCUACAAUGGAACACUAUGCUUGCAUGGUGACACUUCUCAGUCGUGUAGGAAAACUUGAAAAAGCUUAUUCUAUCAUCAAGGAAAUGCCAUUUGAACCUGAUGCUUGUAUAUGGGGAGCCUUGCUAAGUUCUUGUAGAGUUCACCAUAAUUUGAGUUUAGGUGAGAUUGCUGCAGAGAAGCUUUUCCUGUUAGAACCAGACAACCCUGGGAACUACAUUCUUCUGUCCAAUAUCUAUGCUUCAAAGGGCAUGUGGGAUGAAGUAAAUAGAAUACGUGAUGUGAUGAAGGGUAAGGGAUUGAGGAAAAACCCUGGCUGUAGUUGGAUUGAGAUUGGACACAAAGUGCACAUGCUUCUUGCUGGUGACAAAUCACAUCCACAAAUGAAAGAGGUUUUGGAGAAGUUGGAUAAAUUGAGUAUUGAGAUGAAGAAGUCUGGUCACUUCCCCAAGACUAACUUUGUGUUGCAAGAUGUGGAGGAGCAAGAUAAGGAACAGAUACUGUGUGGGCAUAGUGAGAAGUUGGCAGUAGUAUUAGGACUACUCAAUACAAGUCCAGGACAGCCUCUUCAAGUGAUUAAGAAUUUAAGAAUAUGUGAUGAUUGCCAUGCUGUUAUAAAUUUUAUAAGCAGAUUAGAAGGAAGAGAAAUUUAUGUAAGAGACACAAAUAGAUUUCACCAUUUCAAAGAUGGUGUUUGCUCUUGUGGAGAUUUUUGGUAAAUUAUUCAUGGUUAUCUGAGGACUUCUCUUCAAGAGGAGUCCAUUAUCUGUCAUCGGUCCUUCCAUUAGAUCAGAAAGCAGAGAAUACGUUAGUCAAGAUUAUUUUCUGUUAACAAUAAUGUGAUACAGUGGAGUUAAUUAUCUUGAGAACAGGAUAUUUAUGCUUCAUUUUUUGGUGACUGGCGACUAAUAGUUCUUGGUGGCCUCAGUGGUUUUCAGUUUGGUAAACUUUUCUCUUCAUUGCUCUUUGUUCUUGUAAUGAACAUUCAUAGCAGCCUGAUUUAGAAUAUAUGGAGAGGAGACAGCUUGCAGGUCUGGAUAUUGGAACAGAAAAUUGAGAACUUUAACAUUUUUUACACGCCUAAUUCAAUUACUUUCUUCAUGAUUGAAAUGGAGCAUUUUCUAGCAUAAGGUGUUAUGAUUUGAAUUUUGAAGCUUUUUAAUGGUUGAGACUUGAGAGUAAACUUGGGUAACUGUGAAGCUAUUGAAAUGUUAACAUUGAUAGUUCUCUUCUUUGACCUGGGCCCUGCUUUGUCCUUUUCCAAGAUUUAAUAAUUGAUCCAUUCUUAGCCUAGGCAAGGUCCAUCUUGUUGUGAUAGAAAUGAACAAGAACAAAAGGCCUGAUAUUUUUUCAUCAGCAUGAUUGAGGAAGGAUGAUGAGGAAAAAUUUCAAGAAAACUGUAUAUUGAAUUGCCAAACCACCUACAUUGUGAAUCUUUCCAACAAUAAUUUUGGGGCUAGCAGAUUGGGAAAAUUCUUGGAUGUUUUCUUUGGGAACUCAUAGCCCGAGUCUGUAGAUUUUCUUUGGGUAAUAAUUUUGAAGGUUUUGAGGUUGUUAAGACUUAGCUUAUAAGGAGAAGUGUCUCAAAUUAACAUGUCUAUGAAUUUAGGGAUUGAUGUUAAAUUAUAUAUUACUUCUUUAUCGGUGGCUGGAGACACUGUUUACGGAUGUCUUCUGAAUUUUAAAAAUGUGAUUCUUUUGCUGUGCCUAUGACAUUGUGAAUUUAGGGUAUCUCCUAUUGAGAAAGCAUUCAUAAUUUCAUUGGCAAUUCCUAGAGAUAUUGUUCAGUUGUUGCUGAAUCACUCACUUCACUUGCUUGGCUGCAAUUGAAUUUUGGGCUUUAAUUCCACAUUGUGGGGUUCAUGAGUGUAAAGAAUUACUUCAACCCAAAAUCUUAAGGUGUUGGGUAAGGGCCUUUUUAAUGGUUUAUAUUAUUCUUUAACACACACCCUCACGUAAAAGCCCUUUAGGCUUGAAGCGUGGAUUAUUGCAUAAGCCCAAUUUUUGGUUUAUCUUAUGCUUAUUAAUUCCACAAAUGGAGGACGGUGAGGAUCGAACUCGUGACCUUGUGGUCACUGAGGCUUUGAUACCAUGUAAAGAACCACUUCAACCCAAAACUUUAAGGUGUUGGGUGAGAGCUUUUUUAAUGGUUUAUAUUAUUCUUUAACAAUGAGUAACACCACUGCUCCUAAUUUGCACCGAGAGAAUCACCUUAGAGAGUUAAAAUGGGUUUAGAAAUUUGUUUCCAGAUGUCUGAUGUUCAAAUGGUUAUGGCAAUCUAAUAGUGUUCAAUGCAAAAUUAAUCAUCUUUCAGGUUACAUAAAACAAAACUUGUUUAGUUAUAUUUGCAAAUGCAAGAAGUCAAGGUUACUGGUGUUGCUAUAAAUUGUAUUGUCGAAAAAGACUACUACAUCGUAUUAUCUGAACUCAAAUUCAAAUUUUCGAAUCUCAACUUUUAUGUUUCAGGAUGAUAUGACCAGUUAUUGUAUGUUUCCAUAACUUUUUAACAUUAAUUUUUAGUCCUUCACAUUUUUGACUAAGCAAGUUUUAGUAUGUGUUAAAAUUGUCAUAUGGUCCUUCCUAUAAAAUUAGCAAGAGAGUAGGAGCUACUUGCUGUGUACCUGUAGGAGCUCCACCAUUGAAGCACCAAACUCUUCCAUCUCAAAGUUGAUUAUGUCAUCAACUUUCGAAAUACAGCACUGGACAAUGCUAUGCUGGGUGAAUGGGUGGCAACCUUCUGCUGCAAUGGUUGAGUUUGCCUGUAGAUCUGUGCAAGUAUUCCUUUAGAUGCAGUGUUUGAAGAGGGUAGCCUUCUAGAGACUGCUUUCAAUGUUGUGAAGGACCAAGAAUAUUGUGGGAGAGAUCAAGGUGGCUCUCACUUUUACUGCUGAGGAAGUGCUAAAUCUAUUUCACUAUUAUUUUUCUUCAUGUUUAGAUGCCUAGCUCUCUCCCUAUUCAAAUAUACCACUAACUUAUGGUUUCAGAGAGAUGGUGACCAGGGUUACAGUGUGCAAAGAAUCGUGCAUGGAAUUUUAAAGUGAAGGAAGGGUUUGCAUAUUUCUCAGGUCCAGAAUUACUAUUAUGACAAAAAAGCAGCAGCAGUUUUGGGUCACUUUGGGAAUUUCAGUAGCUGUGUUUUUUCUGAUGUGAUGAUCUGGUAGUGUUGUGCUGUUAUAGUGCUUU
Gastrolobium bilobum is the source of this 4724-nucleotide messenger RNA. RefSeq names its product pentatricopeptide repeat-containing protein At1g20230. Lineage: Eukaryota; Viridiplantae; Streptophyta; Magnoliopsida; Fabales; Fabaceae. Gene Ontology annotation, biological process: RNA modification. Gene Ontology annotation, molecular function: RNA binding; zinc ion binding; protein binding. Bases 11 to 2260 code for a protein of 749 amino acids. The record is from RefSeq and is a predicted model, not a curated record. The transcript has 2 exons.